UAUAUGGAGCCUAAUAAAUUGGCUUUCGUAUUGAAAUUGUUCCUAGAAGUUAAAUGCGUAAAUGAAUUUCAAUACAAGCUAUUCUUCACACUCCUACAAAAAUUCAGUAUACUCUAGUUACACGAAUAAAUUUAUUUGUGAAAAACAAAGUCAAUUGCGUAUUGAAUCUUGUGUCCAGGUCUGAAUACGUGGAGACAGUUUCUGAUCAUUCCGAUCAGUCACGUUGAAGCUACAAUCUUGAUUGAAAUAUCACUGAAUGCGUGCUACAGUUCUUAACGUUAUGAGCUGGAAGAUUCGACAAAAUCCAUAAUACACUAUUGAUUCUAGCCACAAUGUUAAUGAGAAAAUCAACAAGAGUUAACUGAAUCCAAUUGCUCUAGUUUUAGAAUUCAAUGGAGAGCCUUUAACGUUUUUAUAAUCACAAAGCGCGUGUAAGCAAAAGGGUAGUGGAGUUCUUGCUUUAAUUAUCACCUUAUAACGCAGAUCGGAUGCCAGAUUCAUCGCGAAAUCAAAUGACGAGCUAUGCUCACCUUAUAUAGUUAAUUUCAACCAUGACACAGUGUGAAUCGAUCACGAGUCGUUUAGAUAUAACAUAAAUAUAAUGAAUAUAGGUAUAUUCCUCUGCGCGUGCGCAAUAUUCCAUUGGAUAGAAGUAUCAGCUAGUGAACCUUAUAAUGUGACAAGGGAAUGGAAUCCAAACCAUCGCCGGAAUCGCCAAAAACGCUUCCUAAUUUGGGAACAUGGUGGAAUUUUUAAAUUAGUUGUAGGUAUCGCCUAUCCUGUGAAUUUGGGUGAUAAGAAGCCAUGGCGGGCGCUUAAUUGUAAUUACAAUUUCCAAGCUCAAUUUGCUGUACCACAAAAACCAACUUAUUGGUGGGAUAAAUGGGAUGGAAGAUCCUUGGCUGAUGCUAAAUUGCAGUAUAACAAAGAUGGUACAUACCAUUCCGACGAGUCACGCCGCUUCAUCUAUGCCUUGCUGGAACUUUAUGCAGAUCGUAGGGGCAAGAAUGGAAAGCAAUGUUUGCUGCGAGCUAUUUGUGAAAACGGCGGAGUGGAUGACGUGGAGGGCAUUUAUGCUGAGUUGCUUCAAGUCGUUCUAAAUCCAGGUGAUGAUGCCGAUGAAGAAUAUAGAAAUGCUUAUAAAGCUGGUCGGUAUGGUGCCGUAUGUACAUCUUUAUACCCAGACUGUCCACUUGGCCAGGGGCUCUUUGAUGAUAUAUUCGUAACUGAAACCACGAAUUAUAUUGGGAAAACUAAAUAAUAAUUGAAUUUAUCAUCCCUGUGAAGGCGACCCGAUAUUUUCUAGAGAUAUUGUUACCAUCCAUGAAAUAAGUUUUCCUUAUUCUCAAAUAAUUAACAACAUACUUCUAUGUGAUAAAUGUACAGUUUUUUCCGGUAAUACAUGUUAUUGAAUUUGA
This is a messenger RNA of Hermetia illucens (black soldier fly), 1418 nucleotides long. RefSeq lists its product as uncharacterized. The transcript has 4 exons. NCBI's taxonomy places the organism in Eukaryota, Metazoa, Arthropoda, Insecta, Diptera, Stratiomyidae. The coding region runs from base 602 to 1261 and encodes 219 amino acids. The record is from RefSeq and is a predicted model, not a curated record.